Molecule: messenger RNA, 993 nt
Organism: Zophobas morio
Lineage: Eukaryota; Metazoa; Arthropoda; Insecta; Coleoptera; Tenebrionidae
Product: abscission/NoCut checkpoint regulator-like
Exons: 10
Coding region: 77-742 (221 amino acids)
Biological process (GO): abscission; mitotic cytokinesis checkpoint signaling
Cellular component (GO): cleavage furrow; midbody; centrosome
Molecular function (GO): phosphatidylinositol-3-phosphate binding
Source: RefSeq, a predicted model, not a curated record
AUUUUUUCAAAGGGCGGGAGUUCGAGCACUACACUUGCUGGCUCCUACAAAAGUUUAAAAAUCUUUGUUCUGCGAUAUGCAGUGCCAUAUUUGCUUUCGAAAGUUUAGUAAAAAAUUAGAAGAGUUGGAAUGUGAAUACUGUAAAAAAUCCGUUUGUAAUGAAUGCUUAAAAAUAGAGAAAAAUGCUAAAAAGGGACUUUGCGCUCUUUGCUGUCGUGAUAAAAACUCUUGCACUUAUAUGCCACUGUUUUACUCGGAAAAGCUUGAAUUGUUAGAAAAUAUUGCACGUAAGCCUGCAUUUUCUAUCCCGGCCCUAUUACCUUUUCCUAUAGAGAAAAAUAAACUUAAUAUAACUCAAGCUAGUUUCAGCCUUUGUAAACUUGAAGAGAGAGUUACGAAAUUAAAAAACUCAUCUACCACUACGGAUUCAAAUAAUACUGGCUUGCAGGGUCCCGCACGAAGCGGGAAAUUGAGUGAAAAAUUCACAAAUUUAAAUCUUAAAGAAGAUAACUUAAAAUAUGAAGAAAAAAUUUUGGAACUCAAAAAGUUUGCUCAAGAAUUAAAACAGCAACAAGGCGUUCGGAUUUCGAAAACAGACCUUGAAAAAGGUGUUAUAACGACAGGUUCGACUCCUUGCGAUAAGGUAAACGGCCUGAUAUUCAUAAAUGCUUCGGGCAAGAGGAAGGAUCCUCUUCGGAAGAGUUUCCUUGGUGCAAUAUUUGCAAUGACGAUGCAGUUUUAAGUUGUCCCGCGUGCGAAAAUGAACUCUUUUGCCAGUCAUGUUUCCUACUUAUACACGGCACUCGGUCAAUGAAAAAGCACAAGCCUAUACACUACUCGCCGAAAUCAAAUAGCCGGACCACUUUAUAAUGUUUUAAGAUUUAUAAUAUUUAAUUAGCGCAUUCUGCCGGAAUAUUUUAAGACGGUCACUUCGAGAACUGUCUUCAAUUUUUCUGGUCAACUUUUUUCAGUCUCUUUCACUGCUCGACCUAA